Messenger RNA from Penicillium taxi, 1389 nucleotides. Its product is annotated as synembryn. The transcript has 7 exons. Gene Ontology annotation, molecular function: guanyl-nucleotide exchange factor activity; G-protein alpha-subunit binding. Gene Ontology annotation, biological process: G protein-coupled receptor signaling pathway. Gene Ontology annotation, cellular component: cytoplasm. Bases 1 to 1389 code for a protein of 462 amino acids. The record is from RefSeq and is a predicted model, not a curated record. NCBI's taxonomy places the organism in Eukaryota, Fungi, Ascomycota, Eurotiomycetes, Eurotiales, Aspergillaceae.
AUGGCGUUGCGACAGCUUAAGGGAGCAGCAAAGUUACAAGAUGUCACACAACUGUUAGAUACGCUCAAACAAGACAUUCAGAAGAAGCAGUUGAUAUCGGCGCAACGAGUUCAAAGUCUUCUUCAACUGCGCCAACAUGGAACUAGUCCCGAUAAUGCCGAGCCAAUAUAUUCUAGUGAUGGUAUCGGAAUAUUGGCGCGUUAUGGAGUCGAGGGUGAGACGGUCAACGAGCGACGUGCUGCUUUGCGAUGCAUUGCCAAUGCUCUUCUCCUCGAUGAGAGUAUGCGUCAGGUCUUCGUAGACACGGGAUAUGCCGGAAAACUGGCAGAGGUACUCAAGACCAACAACUCAGAAGAUGAGAUGAUCACAAGUCGAAUCCUGUUUCUAUCGACCUACAACACCGACCUGGAUUACAAGAACCUGAUAGAUAAUCACUCAUUGGCUGAUAAUGUCAACUAUCAACUGGCAAGGCACGCAAAACAAUUCUCCGAGCCUGGGAGACAGUCUUUGCCUCAAAUCGAUGAAUUGGCACUUACCGAUACUCUCAAGCUGGUCUUCAACAUCUCCAAGAUCCAUUCCCACGUCACCUUUGCUUUUUCGCCGUCGAUCCCCGAUAUUUUCCAAAUAAUCAAUCACAUUGUUAUUCCCCAAAACCCAUUAGAAGGGCUGCUGAGUGCUCUGAUCAAUUCUCUGUCCGUCCUUGAUAUUGAAGGCGGAAUGGGCAAAUACUUUGAAAAGAGCACCCUUUUCCCAGAUUCCGACCCCAACUGUAACGUGGAAAGUUUGGUCAAGAUCCUUGACCAAGCUAUAUUCGUUUAUGGGCCUCGGGAAUUGGAGGAGAAGGCGAUCCCCAUAUUGCACUCACUUAUUAUAUUACGUGGGCUUGCACCCGAUGGCCCUCGCGAGCGGAUGGAUGCUCUCCUCUUGCCCGAGGACAAAGAUCGCAGUCAGCCGAUCGGAAAUACCGACGCUCUUGCAUCCCAUCUUCUGAAACUUUCAACUGGCCACUGCGAGAACCUCAAAGUCGCAAUUUCCGAACUCAUGUUCGUUCUAUGUGACAAGGACCCUGAGACCCUCACAAAAAGGAUUGGUUACGGUUACGCAGCUGGAUUCCUGGCAUCUCGUGGGCUAGAGAUGCCCAAGAAUUCGAGCGAGUCUGAUGGGUUAGAUUCGGAACUCAACCCUGUCACUGGACAGCGUUGGGCCGCAGAGCCCAAAGAUACAGGACCACCUAUGACUAAUGAGGAGAAGGAGAGAGAAGCAGAAAGGCUGUUUGUGCUGUUUGAGAGGGCAAGAGCAAAUGGAAUUUUGACUAUGGAGAAUCCUGUGGCUCAGGCCGUACGUGAGGGAAGAUUUGAAGAACUGUCUGACGAUGCCGACAGUGACUAA